Puccinia graminis f. sp. tritici CRL 75-36-700-3 is the source of this 1059-nucleotide messenger RNA. Its product is annotated as peptidyl-prolyl cis-trans isomerase H. Gene Ontology annotation, molecular function: peptidyl-prolyl cis-trans isomerase activity. The transcript has 7 exons. NCBI's taxonomy places the organism in Eukaryota, Fungi, Basidiomycota, Pucciniomycetes, Pucciniales, Pucciniaceae. The record is from RefSeq and is a predicted model, not a curated record. Gene Ontology annotation, cellular component: intracellular membrane-bounded organelle. Bases 139 to 696 code for a protein of 185 amino acids. Gene Ontology annotation, biological process: protein peptidyl-prolyl isomerization; protein folding.
GCGUGCGCUGUGUUGCAUCUGGCCGGCCCGAAACAAAUUUGGAUGGCCGAGUCGUUGGAUGUAUGCACCCCGUUGACAACUUUGGUUUGACCUGCAUCUCACAACCAACCUCAACCUCGUCGAUCUCAGAACUCAAGGAUGGCCAAGAAUGCGAAUCCGGUUCCAGGAGCGGGAACUAAUGGUAGACCGAUAGUCUUCAUGGAUAUUAAUAUCGGGGAAACCCCAGCUGGACGAAUCAAGUUCGAAUUAUUCACGGAUAUCGUCCCCAAGACAGCCGAAAACUUUCGACAACUUUGUACGGGCGAACAUCGGCCCAAUCGACAACCAGUGGGUUAUAAACACAGCAUCUUCCAUCGUGUCAUCAAAGACUUUAUGGUCCAGGGUGGCGAUUUCUUGAACUCGGAUGGGACUGGCUCAACCUCUAUCUACGGCCAAAAGUUCGAAGACGAAAACUUCAAACUUAAGCACGAAUCCGCUGGGCUACUGUCGAUGGCGAACUCGGGGCCAAACACGAAUGGAUGUCAAUUCUUUAUUACCUCAGCAGCAUGUGAUUUCCUGGAUGGAAAACACGUCGUCUUUGGCAAAGUAUUAGAUUCCGAUGGACUGUUGGUCAUGCGGAAGAUUGAGAACGUGCCCACGGGGCCGAAUAACCGGCCUAAACUGACCGUCAAGGUCACUGAAUGCGGCGAAAUGUAGUGCUCUCCCUCUCCUCACCAUCAGACACUAUUGAUACCUUUUACACAAAAAAACAACAACAAGAAUGAUUCAUAUCUUGUACGAUAAAACGAUACAAAAUAGAACACAAAAAUGACACGGAGAUAUAUAUAUAUAAUGUAUGAACAUCUCUGAGGUAGGAAGCAGAAUACACAUUCCAAGAAUCGUGGUAGAAAGGCCGAUCUUCCCCGCAAGACGCGACUUCAGGAGAGCUGAUUAGUCUGUCGAAGUCAAGCAGAUCGGCACAUGAAGAAGAGGAUGUCAAAAUGAGAAAAGACCCAUCCACGCAAUCUUUUCAGAUCACUUGUUUCCCUGGGUGCUUCGUUAUCUAAAUUUGACGAUCAA